Messenger RNA from Magallana angulata, 1223 nucleotides. Its product is annotated as poly [ADP-ribose] polymerase 1-like. The record is from RefSeq and is a predicted model, not a curated record. The transcript is spliced from 2 exons. Gene Ontology annotation, molecular function: double-stranded DNA binding; zinc ion binding; ATP-dependent polydeoxyribonucleotide 5'-hydroxyl-kinase activity. Gene Ontology annotation, biological process: DNA repair. NCBI's taxonomy places the organism in Eukaryota, Metazoa, Mollusca, Bivalvia, Ostreida, Ostreidae. Bases 77 to 1057 code for a protein of 326 amino acids.
GAAAAAAUAUAUUACGGCAGAUUUGUGUAUGUGCAGUGGAUACCGAAAGUAGGAAACGUGGGCAUAAAAUCUAGAAAUGGCUACCGCGUCUCUCACUGCUGAGUACGCUAAAUCUGGCAAGGCGGGCUGUAAAGGGUGCGGAAAGUCCAUUGACAAGGGGGAACUCCGCAUAGGAUAUGUCGGGAAGGCAAACUUCGGAGCUACGGCGUGGUAUCACUACGAUUGUUUAUGGGCUGAUACAGACAGUCUUAAAUCGGUCGACGCGUCCAAAUCGGCAAAGGUUUUGGUGCAAAAUUACGACAGUCUGAAGGGUGAAGACAAGAAGAAACUGGAUAAAGAUUUUCCCAAGUUUUGCAAGGAAGCAUCCACAAAAGCAAGCAAAGCUGAACCUAAGCCGAAAUCUGAUUUGGCGGCAGAAUAUGCACCGUCUGCCAAGUCUAACUGUAAAGGAUGUUCAAAACCCAUCGGCAAGUCCACGCUGCGCGUGGGAUUCCCAGGUAAGGCAAAUUUCGGCGCCACUGCCUGGUAUCAUUAUGACUGCGUGUGGAAGGAAAGUGUUCUUCUAGCACCUAUUGAUACUUCUCAAAGUUUAGAAGAAACUGUAGAUGGGUUCGAAAAACUGAAAAACGAGGACCAGACAAAACUUAGCAGCGAUCUGAAGAAAAACUGCAAAGCAGCCGCAGAGAAAGAGCCCCCUUUGCCGCCAAAAAUGGCUGCAGAUUAUGCGAAGUCUGACAAAUCGGAGUGCAAAAGCUGCGCCACAAAAAUUGCCAAGAAUGCCUUACGUGUAGGGUUCACUGGCAAGGCAAACUUUGGGGCCGUGGCAUGGUAUCAUGUAGAUUGUCUGAAGAAAUGUCCACAAGAAUACUUGAAAGGAAUUAAGGCAGAUAAACCAUUGGAAGAACUUGUCGAUGGCUUCGACAAACUGAACAAAGAUGAUCAAAAGAAAGUAGAAAAGGAAGUGAAAGCUUUGGCUUCUCCUACAGGAGCACCAAAACGAAAAUCUGAGGGCGAAGAAAGUGCAAAAGCGUCUCCCGCGAAGAAGGGCAGGAAGUAGAGACAAUCAUGUGAAGCCAAGUUUCCUGUUGUCCGGCGGAUAUACAUGACUGUAUUGUACAAUCGCCCUUGACCAAUUAUUGCAUGCUCUGACACCGGUUUUUAAAAGGUGUAAUCUAUCCCUUAUAUUGUUAUCAUUUACUAGUCAAUAAAAGCGUAUAAUUGGA